Messenger RNA from Vicia faba (fava bean), 387 nucleotides. The record is from the annotation of a GenBank genome assembly. Lineage: Eukaryota; Viridiplantae; Streptophyta; Magnoliopsida; Fabales; Fabaceae.
AUGUUCUGCUUCUCACUCUCAAAUCGGCACAUGUACCUCUUUCUACUUCAUCAUCUUCUUCGUUCCAACUCUGUCAUGGCGCCGCUGUCGAGCUCUCAACGUCGAAGCAAAAGAUUCAUCUCCGCCUCUCCUUUGCUUCGUCAUCUCUCUUAUCGACCAGAGACACUUCAAGUUUGGUUGUGGAUGAGAACGGAAAUGACGAGGGACAACAUGGCUGAUUUUGGAGUAGCUUGGACAGGUUUGGACAGAAGGGCUAUGCUUGUUUUUAUUCUGGUUUUUUGGGACAACAAGAUUUUGGUUCUCACAGAUUUUGGCAGAAGAAUCAGUGUGGACAAGGUUAAGGUUGUAGCAAGCAUUAUGUUGAAGAUUUGGAUAGCAUGGACUUAG